Messenger RNA from Mus musculus (house mouse), 4146 nucleotides. It is a transcript of the gene Zfp28, whose product is annotated as zinc finger protein 28. Bases 77 to 2554 code for a protein of 825 amino acids. The transcript is spliced from 7 exons. The record is from RefSeq and is marked validated. Gene Ontology annotation, cellular component: nucleoplasm; nucleus. Gene Ontology annotation, biological process: regulation of DNA-templated transcription. Lineage: Eukaryota; Metazoa; Chordata; Mammalia; Rodentia; Muridae.
CGGGGGUGUGUCCCUGAGCAGCGGCCUUGAAGGGUGUCUGCAGCCUGGCUAGGAGAGCGUGCGCCCCUCGCGUGACAUGCAGGGAAUGGCGAGUGUAGUGUCAUGCGAACCCUGGGCCCUCCUGGGGCGUGGCGCCCUCUGCACAAAGGCCAGGCCUGGUGGAGGUCCGGCGGCGGGGACUGUAGUUGCUCCUGGGAGCCCCGACCGGGGAAGGCCGCGCUCCAGGAACAGCCUGGCCUCCCAGGAUCAGCAAGGAGCAGUGACCUCGGGGACCGCGCACAAAGCUCUGUUUUCCAGAGAUACCAACUUCCUCCAGGAGAUAAACCGCAAACAGGAAGCUGCCCCUACAGGGACUAGACAUAAAGCCAAGUCGCAGGGCUUGGUGACCUUUGGGGAUGUGGCUGUAGUUUUCUCCCAGGAGGAGUGGGAAUGGCUCAACUCUGAGCAGAGGAGUCUGUACUGGAAGGUGAUGCUGGACAACUACAGGAACCUAGCAUCCCUGGGACUUUGUGCUUCUCAGCCAGAUAUGAUCACCUCGUUGGAACAAGGAAGGGAUCCCUGGAUGAUGAAAAGGAAGAUGAGAAAAGGCCAGCACCUGGACUUGAAGGCCAUGCAGGAGACCAAGGAGUUCCCUCCAAAGGACUUAAGUGAGGAGACAUUAUUCCUGGCAGUGCUAAGAAAACAGCUCCUGCCCCAUAGACCUAAGUGCUCCAUGGUACGGGCAGCCUGGGAGGGUGGUGCAGUGUUCACGACACACAGGGGCUUGAAGACCAACUCAGGUCUGGCUAGAGACAGUCCUGCACAGCUUGUGUCAGCUCAGAGGAGUUUCUGUAAGAGUGUGACUUGGGAGAACUGUGGUGACCGGGGCUCCGUAGGCCAGCAGUCUGUACAGGAAGCCCAGGAUCUGCUUCCAAGGCAGGACUCACAUGCUGAACGGGUAACAGGCAGAACUUGGAGCACUAAACUUGAGUGCUCCACUUUCAGAGAUCAGGAUUCUGAGUGUACGUUUGAAAGGAAUGAGCAAGAGACAGUCACUCCGAACAGAGCCUUCUCAGAGGGGAGAGAUGGUAUGUGUAUCGAAUCUGGAAGAUGGUUUCAUUUGAACAGUUCAGACGAGAGAAGUCAUAACUGUGACUCAGGUAAAAGUUUCUCCUCAAAUCCAGUAGUUGUAAAGGAAACCGGAAUCUGUUCAGGAAAAAAACUUUUCCAAUGUAAUGAAUGUAAGAAAACUUUCACCCAGAGCUCCUCCCUUACCGUUCACCAGAGAAUUCAUACUGGAGAGAAGCCCUAUAAAUGCAAUCAGUGUGGGAAGGCCUUCAGUGACGGGUCCUCCUUCGCACGGCACCAGAGGUGCCAUACAGGCAAGAAGCCGUACGAGUGCCCGGAGUGUGGCAAAGCUUUCAUACAGAACACCUCGCUCGUUCGUCACUGGAGGUACUAUCACACUGGGGAGAAACCCUUCGAUUGCAUCGACUGUGGGAAAGCCUUCAGUGACCACAUAGGGCUUAAUCAACACAGGAGGAUUCACACUGGAGAGAAACCAUACACGUGUGAAGUGUGUCACAAAUCCUUUAGGUACGGCUCAUCCCUCACUGUGCACCAAAGGAUUCAUACUGGAGAGAAACCGUACGAGUGUGAGAUUUGCAGAAAAGCCUUCAGCCACCAUGCAUCCCUCACUCAGCAUCAACGAGUGCAUUCUGGAGAAAAGCCUUUUAAAUGUAAAGAGUGUGGGAAAGCUUUUAGGCAGAAUAUACACCUUGCUAGUCACUGGAGGAUCCAUACCGGGGAGAAGCCCUUUGAGUGUGGGGAAUGUGGGAAAUCUUUCAGCAUCAGCUCACAGCUUGCCACGCAUCAGAGAAUUCAUACAGGAGAGAAGCCUUACGAAUGUAAGGUUUGUAGGAAAGCAUUUACACAGAAGGCUCACCUUGCACAACAUCAGAAGACUCAUACGGGGGAGAAGCCAUACGAGUGCAAGGAAUGUGGCAAGGCCUUCAGCCAGACCACUCACCUCAUUCAACACCAGAGGGUUCAUACUGGAGAGAAGCCCUAUAAAUGCCUGGAAUGUGGGAAGGCCUUUGGUGAUAACUCAUCCUGUACUCAACAUCGGAGACUUCACACCGGCCAGAGGCCUUACGAGUGUGUGGAGUGUGGGAAGACAUUCAAGACCAAGUCGUCCCUUAUCUGUCAUCGUAGAUGUCACACGGGAGAGAAACCUUAUGAGUGCAGUGCAUGUGGUAAAGCCUUUAGCCACCGGCAGUCCCUUAGUGUACAUCAGAGAAUUCAUUCGGGGAAGAAACCGUAUGAAUGUAAGGAAUGUCGGAAAACCUUCAUCCAGAUUGGACACCUUAACCAACAUAAGAGAGUCCAUACCGGGGAGAGAACGUACAACUACAAGAAGGGCAGGAGGGCCUUCAGGCAGACUGCACACUUUGCUCACCAUCAGCAGAUUCAUUCCGGAAAGUCACCUGCUCACCACUCUUUGCCUUCCACAUCGAAUCCUGUGGAUCUCUUCUCCAAAUUCGUCUGGAAUCCAUCCUCACUGCCAUCAUCAUAACCUCAGAGCCUCGACAUUUCCACCACGCUCGUUUACCAGCUCGUCUCUCUCUCCCUUUGUUCAUUCUUGUCCCUUAUGAGUCCUUCAUGUUACAACCAGGUUGGAUUAUUUUUGGAGUGUAAAUGUAAUUAAUUUGCUCAUAUAAAGCUUAUAUUCACUGGUUAAUGCCUGAGAUGUGUUUAGCACAGUGCCCGAUUCAUACCAAGUACUCAGCAAACUUGGGUCUUUUGAAAGUGGAAAAUGCAUUCUAAUCAGCUCUGAUGGAAACAAUGCAAUAGAAUGAGGCUCGGCGCAACCAGCGUUUAGAGCAGGAAGGGAGUUCUCUGAGUUGGUGAUGAGGCUUCCUUCUUUUUCUUGAAAACUUGGUUCUAAGCCAAGGGUAUGGUGCGCUCACCUGCAAUCCUAGAGUUCAUGGAUUCAAGGCCAGCUCUAGGCAACUUAGUGAGACCCUAUCUCAAAAUCAAAACAAAACAGCUGAUCCUAUAGUGCUGAACUGUAUCAUGGCUUUGGAUUUGAACUGCAUGAUUAUAAGGUAAGCGCUCUUAGUGAGGAGCUUACACUGUACACUUGGCAAUAGCCUUAAAGGAUAGUCAGCCUAAGUGUAUGUAGGCUACUUGGAACAAAUCAAUCAAAAUAAUUGGGAAAAUGCAAGGUUUUAUACCCAGGAAGUUAAAUCUCCCAACAAAUAAAACUGAAGGAUUUGAUCUAUAGAAAGUCACGGGUUUGUGAAUGCAUUCUUGGUAAACUUCUAAAGAAGUGUUAACUCUGGGGUAAACUGAGCUACAGUAGAGGGCAGCAAACUAACUUGCAGUCAGACUCUCACUGAUUCCUUUUGGAGGGCCCAUAAUUUAAAUUUAUGAAGAUAUGUUUAUGUGGUUUUAAAUUGGACGAAUAUUUUCAACAUAAUUAUGUGAAAUUUACAUCUCAGUGAAGUAUUGGCAUGAAGGCACAAGUUUACUUACAUACUUUUUGUGGUGCUUCUGUCUACAAAGGGAAAGUUGUCCUGUGAUGAAGACCAUUUGACUCAGAGAGGAAAAAAAGACAAUACCUGACUCUUUAUGGAGAAUGUUUGCUUAACUGUGCAAAAACAGUUGUCCUGUUUUUGUAAAUAGAGUUUUAUUGAGCCACACCCAGGCACUGGUUUACCAAACCCUUUGGUUAGUUGUUUACAGUGGCAGAAUUGAGUAGCUGCACUGGAGACUUUCUGACCCUAUAGAGACACAAAUACUUAGAGCUGAAGAGUAGAGGAGAGUGUACAAAGGUUUCUAACCCCUCCCACCGCAAUAAUAAGCCCUGACCAAAAAACAAACUAAACCAAACAAGCCAUACAACAACAAAACCCCCAAGAAUAUUAGGCCAAUGCAAUGACUCAGCAGGUAAAGGUACCUCUUGCCAAUCCUGAUGACCCGAAUUUAAUCCUUGCAAUUCAGGUGGUAGAAGGAGAGAACUAAUUCAGGAGAGUCCUCCAAACUUCACACAAGUGCUAUCACAUGCGUACCCCAAACACAUACAGUAGAUAUUUAAAAUACAGCUUAUAAAUCAAUUUAUGAAGAGAUGAAAAUAUUAAAUGAAAUAAAGUCUAUAAAAGAGAA